Propithecus coquereli (Coquerel's sifaka) is the source of this 962-nucleotide messenger RNA. RefSeq names its product nudix (nucleoside diphosphate linked moiety X)-type motif 8 (gene NUDT8). Gene Ontology annotation, molecular function: coenzyme A diphosphatase activity. The coding region runs from base 85 to 729 and encodes 214 amino acids. The transcript is spliced from 4 exons. NCBI's taxonomy places the organism in Eukaryota, Metazoa, Chordata, Mammalia, Primates, Indriidae. The record is from RefSeq and is a predicted model, not a curated record.
GGCCCGCCCAGGUCCCGGAGGCCGCGGGGGCGAGAGCGCUGCCCCUCGGCUUCCUGGCAGGCGGGCGUCUGCGGCGUCCGGGACAUGCUGCCCGAGUGCCUGUCCGCGGAGGGCGAGCGGCGCUGUCGGCGGCUGCUGGCGGAGGCCACGGCCCGGCUCCGCGCGCGGCCCGCGUCAGCCGCUGUGCUCGUGCCGCUCUGCUCCGUGCGCGGGGUCCCGGCGCUGCUUUACACGCUGCGGUCCAGCCGCCUGGCCGGGAGGCACAAGGGGGACGUCAGUUUCCCAGGAGGCAAGUGUGAGGCGGCUGACCAGGACGUGGUGCACACAGCCCUGCGGGAGACCCGGGAGGAGCUGGGCCUGGCUGUGCCUGAGGAGCAGGUGUGGGGCACACUGAGGCCUGUGUAUGACACGCAAAAGGCCACCGUGGUGCCAGUGCUUGCUGGUGUGGGCCCACUGGAUCUCCAGAGCCUCAGGCCCAACCCUAAGGAGGUGGAUGAGGUGUUUGUGCUGCCCGUGGCCCACCUGCUGCAGACACAGAAUCAGGGCUAUACUCACUUCUGCCGGGGCGGCCACUUCAGCUACACACUCCCUGUCUUCCUGAAUGGACCACACCGGGUCUGGGGGCUCACGGCUGUCAUCACCGAGCUCACCCUGCAGCUACUGGCACCUGGCACCUACCAGCCCCGCCUGGCCAUCCCUGAGCUGUGCAGGGCUGAGGCCAGCCCCUAAGUGGCCCAGCCUCUGCCUUCACCCUGCUGGGCUGGCUCCACUCUAAGACUGAAUAAAGGGCCUGUACUCUGGUGUCCACUGCAGCAUCACUCACGGUAGCCAAGAGAUGGAAGCAGCCUGGGCGCCCAGCAUCGGAAGACUGGACAAAGAAAAUGUGGAGGACAUACACAAAGGAGUACUAUACAGCCUUUAAAAAGAAGGAAACUCCGUCAUUUGUGACAACAUGGAGGACA